Micropterus salmoides (largemouth bass) is the source of this 6364-nucleotide messenger RNA. RefSeq names its product kinesin-like protein KIF1C. The record is from RefSeq and is a predicted model, not a curated record. Gene Ontology annotation, biological process: microtubule-based movement; regulation of protein localization. Lineage: Eukaryota; Metazoa; Chordata; Actinopteri; Centrarchiformes; Centrarchidae. Gene Ontology annotation, cellular component: adherens junction. Gene Ontology annotation, molecular function: ATP binding; cell adhesion molecule binding; microtubule motor activity.
UGGUCGUCACUCUGGAGCCGUUGGUCGGAGCGGAGACGUACGUCAACGGGAAGCAGAUCACCGAAGCUGUCGUCCUCAAACAAGGGAACCGCAUCGUGAUGGGGAAGAACCACGUGUUCCGGUUUAACCACCCGGAGCAGGCGCGGCUGGAGAGAGAGCGCAGCGUCACGGCCGAGCAGCAGGAGGAGCCGGAGGACUGGAACUACGCUCAGAAGGAGCUGCUGGAGAAGCAGGGCAUCGACAUCAAACUGGAGAUGGAGAAGAGACUGCAGGACAUGGAGAUUCAGUACCGGAAAGAGAAGGAGGAGGCUGAUCUGCUGCUGGAGCAACACAGACUGUAUGCAGACAGUGACAGCGGUGACGACUCGGACAAACGCUCCUGUGAGGAGAGCUGGAGGCUGAUCUCCUCCCUGAGAGAGAAACUACCUGCCAACAAGGUGCAGUCUAUAGUGAAGCGCUGCGGUCUGCCCAGCAGUGGGAAGAGGAGGGAGCCCCUCAGAGUCUAUCAGAUCCCUCAGAGGAGGAGGAUCAGCAAAGACCCCAAACGGGUCACCAUGGAGGACCUCCGCAUGCAGGCCGUCAAAGAGAUCUGCUACGAGGUGGCUCUGGGAGACUUCCGUCACUCCCGUCAGGAGAUCGAAGCUCUGUCCAUCGUCAAGAUGAAGGAGCUCUGCCGUAUGUACUCCAAGAAAGACACCAACGAGAGGGAGAGCUGGAGGGCCGUGGCCCAGGACGUCUGCGACACCGUGGGCAUCGGAGAGGAGAGGAGCCCCCCCACAGAGGAGGGAGGAGGAGGAGGGGGAGGGGGAGGAGGAGGAGAGACGGGGAGGGUGACAGAAGAAAACAUGUAUGACCUGAAGGCUCACAUCGAUAAACUGACCGAUAUUUUGGAGGAGGUGAAGCUGCAGAACAACAUGAAGGACGAGGAGAUCAAAGCUCUGAGAGACAGAAUGAUCAAGAUGGAGAGCAUCAUACCUGUGCAGGACGAUGAUGUGAACGGCGAAGAGGGCGAGUCACCUCAGAGGGACGGGGACGGGGACGCCCCCCACAAGCCGGAGGUCAGAGUGAAGCAGCUGAUGGACGAGGACCCGGCGUUCAGGAGGGGACGCCUCCGCUGGCUGAAACAGGAGCAGCAGCGAAUCCUGAACCUGCAGCAGCAGAACAUCACCAAGAAACUGCGGGGACAAAACCAAACCCAGGGUCCGAACUCCCCCGUUGUCCCCGUUCAUCUCCCUGGAACCGGCCGCUUCAUCCCUCCACAGGAAUGCAAGCUCAAGUUCCCCUUUAAGAGUAACCCCGCCCACAGGUUGUCAUGGGGACCAGCCAGUGCCGCCCUGCAGGCUCUGGGUCUGGGGGAGGGAGGAGGAGGAGGGGAUGGGGGAGAGCAGAGGGAGGAAGGAGGAGGAGGAGUGGAGGGUAAAAGCUCUCCCUCACCUCCUCCUCUCCUUCAGGGUCCAUCUCCUGGUCUCUUGCCCCUCCCCUUUGUGCCCCCGCCCCCUCGCAUGCGCACCCCCAGCCCUCAUCGCGCCUGGCAACAGCGCAACCAAGGCAACCAGGGUAACCAGGGCAGCUUCUUCUACCACCACCACCAGGGCAACAACCAAAACCAGCAGCGCCGCUACCGCCGCAACUCUCUGGACAGCUCCACCCACGGCAGCAGCAACUACGAAAACGACCAGCAUCACGGCGGCGGUGGUCACCAGGGGCGACCGAGACAGAGGAGGGGGGUGUCGCCCGGGCCAGGAGGGGAGAGAGGAGGUGGGAGAGUAGGAGGAGGAGGGAGGGACAGAGACAGAGACGGAGGCUUUAAUUACCAUCAACACCAGCACCAUCAGUACCAUCACCAUCCCUACUUCAACCCCCACAAUGCACCAUUCCAGCCAGGACCUCACCCCAACUACCACAGCCUGCCGCGCUCCGGGAUCCCGCCCCCUCCGCCUGACAUGCUGUUGCGGGUGGGACCGCCGCAGGGGGGGUGGGGCUUCACCACCCCCCCUCGGAUGAGACGGCAGUUCAGCGCACCGGACCUCAAAAACAACAACAAGGAGACCCCCAUCUGACCUCGGACCCCAGGGAGGUCUCUGAUUGGCUACGGGACACACGGCGGUCCUGAUGCUGUAGAGUACCGUGUGUGUGUGUGUGUGUGUCAUCCCGUCACACACCAACCAGCGUCACACACAUCCUGUAUCUUCAAUCCUGCUGUGUGUGUGUGUGUGUGUGUGUGUGUGUGUGUAGCGCCUAGCCUUUACGUUAGCAUGGGUUAGCUGUUUUAGGAAAAGUGGAUUCUUUUAGCUAGUUUUUUUUUUUUUAGCUGGUUGUCAAACAGGAUGGAAGUUUAUUACUUAAUGAUUUAGUUUUAUUGAUUUCAUUGAUUGCUGAUAUUCUUGUCUCGGUCAUUUAUAACGAGGUGCCUUAAAGCCGAAGUGUUAGCCCCGCCCACGCGGCUAGCUACUGUUAGCAGAAGUCUCCUGUUGAAGCUGUUUUUUACUUAAAGAUGGAGUAUGUUGGUUUGUUUAUCCUGAGCAGGAUGGAUGUUUGUUUUUAAACGGACUCUCUUUUAGCCGCUGUUAGCCCAGGAGGCUAACUAGCCCGGUUCAGCCUGAGAGGUCUGUGUUAGCUUGGGCUAGUCAGAUAGCCUGAGCAGGGAGCAAUGAGUGGUUAUUUAGCUUUCCAGGCUAAUACGUUGCACAAGGCCCAAGUUUAGCACAGGUGAAAGUAUUAGCUUAGCCUAGCCUAGCUUGACCAAGGCAGCAUUCAUGUUGCAUGGGAAGUGCGUAACACGCUGAACUCAGGUUAACCAAUUUGAUAGAUAAUUAUCUUUAAUUAGAAGCAGUUUUAUAGUAACAGACAUAUUUGGGUGUUUCCGUGUUACACCAGUGGAGCUUGACCACGCCCCUUUCACCUGUAAUAAGCAGUGAUUGGCUGCAGAAUGAGAGUGCCGAUGAGGGACUCUAGAAGCUCGUAGUUCCCGUCUCUCCCAUGCGACUUGAAUGCUGCGUCGCUGAGUGCUACAAACCAAAGAGCGCUGCUCGGUGGCGCCUCCUGCAGGAGAGCAGAGAGCUGACGGCCAUACUGCUGUACAAACAGACAGACAGGUGAUCGGUGAAGAAACGCCUACGGCAAACGUUAUUCCUUGAAACUUAGUAGACGCUAUUUAAAAAUUACUAGUACUUAUUUAUUAGUCACGAGUAACUAUUUUUUAGUUACUAGUAAAUAACUGCACAUUUAUUUUGCCGUUGAAAUCUAUGGAGCUUGUGAAUAAAACAGAGGGAGGGAUGUUUUGAAAUGUUUUUUUGUUUUGUUAUGAAAACAGGAACACUGGGCUGCUGAUCAAAUCAUCAGUGCUGUGGGCGGGACAUUGAGCAUUGUUUGUUUGUUUUAAGUCAUCUUUAUUGCAGAAAUGGGGUUACAAUUCAGAUGUGACUUACAAAGAUAAACAUAACAAUGCACAAAUACAGAUAAAUGAUAUAAAGAUUGCCAGGGGAAGCUUAAAGGCUGUUACAAAGAGAGAGAGGACCAUAUGUUGACAGUUUUAAUUGCCUUUUUGUUGUUGGAGCCAGAAAUCAAAUUAAUAUAAAGCACAACUUCAUGGAGAAAAAGUACAAAAUUAGAUUUUGUACUGCUGAAUUUACAUUCAUGAAUGUGGUAUUUUGCCAACAGAAUUACUAAAUUUAUAAUGAAGCACAUAUUUUCUUCACUUUGACUUCUAUAAAAGCAAAAUACCACAUUGUCCCACAAUGAGGUAAAGUCUUUAUAAAUAGGGUCAAUGAUGAAUCUGCUGAAGCAGAGUGGUGAUUACCUACAGACAGAGACCAAAGCAGCGCAUUUUUUAAAUAAGUGUAACCCUAAUGUGAUCCGUUGCAUCAUACUGAAGUAGCACUGAUCACUGUUGAAGGGGGAUAAAUUUUGUCACACUGGGGAUAAAAAUAAUUCAGCAGAGGCAGGGAUAUAAAGACCAGAAAGGGGGAAAUCCCACGCAUCCCCCUGGCAAAUCUCACCCUGGUUACUAGUAUUAAUGGUAUCCUUUGUACUAGUAAUAAUUUAUUCGAUACUAGUACUUUAUUUUUAUUUACUUGAAACUUUUACAAUAGUUAAUAACUAUUUUGUUGUUUCUAGUGAAUUGCUAAUUGUAAAAUGGAAAUAGUUACUAACUAUUCAAUUAGUUACUAGUAACUGUUUGAAUAGUUGAUAUCUGGACUGCAGAGCCAAAUAGAUUUCAAUGGCUAAAAAAUUGAAAUUAGUUACUAGUAACUAAAAAAUAAGUACUAGUACUUUUGAAGUGUUAAGGAAUACACGUUGAAACGUCUUGCCAUAGACCGUCUGAUUCAGAGGAAGGUUUGAGGAGAGGAAGACGAGGAGGUGUUGUGGUGUUGGGACAGACCCGCAUGUUGAAUCUUUUUAAAGCGUUGUGUGUGUAUAUUUGAAGUGUAAACUGACUUAAUUUUUCUUGACGUUUUUUAUGAAGAUGAAUCUAUUUUAAAAAACAGGCUGCGACGUGUGAAACAUGCUCGCUGUCUCUGGCAAUCGUGGGAAAUAGUAGUAAGUGAUAACGGGCAUGUGAUGCUUAGUGGGAGAUGUAGGAAUACUGACUUAUUUAACUGACAUGGGAGAUAUAGGAAUCAUGAUGGAUUGUAGUGUAAGUAGGGUAAGCAAGGAACUCUGGGAAAUGUAGUAUGAGACAUGUUGGGGGGGAGAGAAGGUUGAAGAGAGAAAUCUGAGAUACAAUAAGCUUUGUGUUUGAAGUACAGACACUACGACAUGUUCUGUGUGACGUUAAAAGGAUCUGACACUACUUAAUAUUUAUGUUCACGCACGUGACAAGAAGAGACGAGGAAUAAACUGCUGCCUUCAUGAGACAUCGGGAAGUUGGAAAUUGUGGCUCUUUUUCCUAUUUGAGUCUAUUAAAGUCACUUUAAAGGGCAAUUUUUUUCUUACUUACUUGUGAGGAAAAGGGCCAAAGGGAUUUUAAACAGUUUUUAAUGCUGCAACAAUUAAUUUCAAUUAAUUAGUCAUUUAGUUUAGAAAUGUCAAAGAAAAGAGAAAAUGCUCCUGACAGUUUCUCUAGGCCAUCAUCUUCAGAUGGUUUGUUUUGAGUCAAAACCCCAAAAGAUUUCUAGUUUAAAACGAUAACUUGAUAAAUGACUCGACAGAUUAAUCAUGAAAGUCCUUGCUGAUUGGUUUUUUCCGUCUGGUUCUCAAAUGGGUUUUGGUUAUUGUGUUCACUGCACCUCUGGAAGAACGGACGCUGAAACAACAACCAUCCUGCCGCCAAUUUCCAACUUCCCUCGUCAAACUGAACGCGGCGUCAGCUUAGUCCGUGUUGGAGCAGCCAUGUUUACUGUCAGGAGGAGCUGGGAGUUGGCGGCACUGCCUAAAACUCCCGCCCCCCGCAGAGCAAGGCAUUGUGGGAGAUGACUAGUGGAGCGUCCGUGUGUGCUCCCUGACUGUAAGACCUUUUCACAAAAGGUCAGAACCAACCAAUAGGAGCGCUCCUUCCGGCUGCACAGCCAGGUGGAGGGAGUCGCCACGAUGAUGAUGAUGAUGACGAUGACAAAAACACAAGAAUUGAUUGUGAUUGGCCCCGAGAAGCAUGACAUCAGCAGGAUUUUACUUCCGCCUUGUUUUGCUCUGCUGCCUCUGGAAUCGACCAAUCACAGGACAAUCUUGAUAACCUGCUGCCACCGCCAGGCUUGAUGGGAAACAACGUUUCCUUUUUAUAUAUAUAUUUUUUUCCAGUUUGGGCCUCUGAUUGGCUGUUUCCUUUCUUAGUGUAUUCAUUUGCUUCUUCUAUUUUAACCCCGCCUACAUGUUCGACCUUUGCUUUGUGAUGUCACCACGUCACCAUUAUUAAUAUAAUUAUUAUAAAGUGUCAAUAAUAUUGGGUUCUUUUUGGAUGCUGCUAAAGGGAGCUUCUUCGCCCUCGUGCAACUGCCUGAGUGUGUCCGUGUGUGUGUUCGAGUACGUUGGACGUCAGAGUGUGUGUUUGUGUGUUUCUGUUAAUUUAGACUCAUAAUCUAAAGUUUGUUUUACUUCAUAAAGCUGAUUUUAUUGUUUUUCUUCUAAUCGUCUGUUUAGUUUUGUUGUUUUGGAGGUUUGAGGAGGAGGAGGGCCCUCACUCACUGGCCCCGCCCAUUCCCUCCGCCACCAAUCACCACUCACCUCAGAAUCUGACAGCGUGAUGUCACUUCAGGACUCAUAGACAUUGGACAUGAUGACAUCGAGGUCUAGCCCUCCUCCUCAGCUGUUUCUGUGUCUGCGUUGGGUUGUUGUGUCUGUUGUUUUCGUUGUAUCAGGAACCAAUCUCAGGCUCUACCUGCAGACAACAUGAUGGCAAUAAACUGUCAGUGAGGAUGAAAAACCUGAA